CGCACGCUCUGGCUCCGAGGAGAAUUUAAGAACCGAGGUAGGGGAGAGAGGAGUCGAGGAGACAGGAGAGAGAGAGAAGAAGGCCAGGAGCCCAGGAGGGCUUCCUCUCCCCAUUCUCCAAUCCCUGCCUAUAGCCGAGCCAUCCAGCCGCGAGGAAGGAGGAGGCGUCCCGCCGUCUCCGCCCGUCGGCCGACCUUCUGCUGCUGCAACUUCCAAUUCUGGAAAGAUCAUAGAUUUUUGGACAAAAGCAAGUGGACAUGGAACCAUCCUCUCAGCCUCAGCCUGCAAUGGGUGUUGCUCCUGGUGGAUCUCAGGUGUAUCCUGCCUCUGCCUAUCCGCCUGCAGCAACAGUAGCUGCUCCUGCAGUUGCAUCUGCUGGUUUACAGUCAGCGCAACCAUUCCAAGCCAACCCUGCUCAUACGAGUGCCCAGCACCAGAUUGUCUACCAACAAGCUCAACAAUUCCACCAACAGCUCCAGCAGCAGCAACAGCAGCAGCUUCAGCAGUUCUGGGCUGAACGCAUGGCUGAAAUUGAGGCAACAACUGAUUUCAAGAACCACAACUUGCCACUUGCGAGGAUAAAGAAGAUCAUGAAGGCUGAUGAAGAUGUUCGCAUGAUCUCAGCUGAAGCUCCUGUGGUUUUUGCUAAAGCAUGUGAGAUAUUCAUACUGGAGCUGACACUGAGGUCGUGGAUGCACACUGAGGAGAACAAGCGCCGCACCUUGCAGAAGAAUGACAUUGCAGCAGCCAUCACUAGGACUGACAUUUAUGACUUCUUGGUUGACAUUGUUCCCAGGGAUGAGAUGAAGGAGGAUGGAGUUGGGCUUCCUAGGGCUGGGCUGCCACCCAUGGGAGCCCCAGCUGAUGCAUAUCCAUACUACUACAUGCAACAACAGCAGGUGCCUGGUCCUGGAAUGGUUUAUGGUGCCCAGCAAAACCACCCAGUGACGUAUUUGUGGCAGGAGCCUCAGGAACAGCAGGGACAAGCUCCUGAAGAGCAGCAGUCUCUGCAUGAAAGUGGCUGAAAAUGUUGCUCAGAAGCGCUAUCACCUGAUUCAGAGUUCUCAUUUUAGGUUGUCCAAACUGCAGGUUUUCGUUAGCUAAUAUCGCUGGGUAUCAAACUGAAACAGGUGAUUCUAAGUAGGGUGUAGCAUCAUGGUAGUUUCAUUUCUGCUGUGAUGUUAGUUGAAAGGAUAAUGAUUAGGGGCUAGUGGAUUAAAUUUACCAUACCGUUUCCUUCCGUUCUAAAAGUUUGCCUCCAUGAGGCCUCUGAUAUGAAAUGCUGGGUAUUAAUGCUUCUGUGCUCUGCUUC
Sorghum bicolor (sorghum) is the source of this 1312-nucleotide messenger RNA. RefSeq names its product nuclear transcription factor Y subunit C-4. The record is from RefSeq and is a predicted model, not a curated record. Gene Ontology annotation, cellular component: nucleus. The transcript is spliced from 2 exons. Gene Ontology annotation, biological process: regulation of DNA-templated transcription. Bases 258 to 1025 code for a protein of 255 amino acids. Lineage: Eukaryota; Viridiplantae; Streptophyta; Magnoliopsida; Poales; Poaceae. Gene Ontology annotation, molecular function: DNA-binding transcription activator activity, RNA polymerase II-specific; protein heterodimerization activity; DNA binding.